AUGUGUUUAGAAAAUGGGAAGAGAAUUUUGAAGAAAAUCAAAAGAUCAAAAUCAGAUACCAGUAACAUAAUAAAGUUACCCCGCCAAUCCACAGCCCCAUCAUUCCGUACCCCAUCGUAUACAGACAUCGUUUUAUCUGCCAUAGAAUCUCAUAUCAUUGCAGAACAAACUGAGUAUGUGGAUCUUCUCCUUAAUAUGCUGGAUGUUGAUUUGUCUAUGAAUGACCUAUCUUUACUAUGUGGUUUGUGUGCUAAAUACUUCUCAUUAAGAUCUUUGGAUAUUAUACUUAGACUGUGGACUAUUCCCAAGUCUUUGUUGAGUGAACUUCUGUUGAUAGUAGUCAUAAUGGAAGCAAAGACGGAUAAGUCACUACUCGAGAGAAUAGAAAUUGUUCAGCUUUUACUCGAGUCUGGUGCCUGUCCAAAUUUUCUGGUAGACAGUCUAUCAGACUAUAAGUCGACAUUAGAUUCGCAUGUUGAAGAUAAUAGUGUAGAAAGAGUAUUACCAUCUGAGCGAGCUUCUUAUGAAUUUGACCAUCUGAUAGAAAGGCUUUCUAUGACCAAAGAAUCCCAGAAUCGUUCCUGUUACCAACCUUUAGAAAUAGCUGUAAUAGAUAAAGAUCUUCCAUUACUUAAGUGCCUUGUGGAAGGUGGAGCAUCAACACAAACUUCUUUUGCUAUCCAUUUAGCUAUCUUAAAAGGACACUGUGAUGUUAAGGAAUAUUUAUUAAACAUUCCAAAUACAUACCAGAGCAUCAGCAGUUUGGAGAAUGUGGUAUCACCACAAAAAAUUUUUGAAUAUUACUCUGGCAAUAAUGGACUUCUACAAGCGUUGUGUGUAUGCCAGGGAUCAGCUCCAAUCCAAAGUCUUUUAAGACAUUUUCCAAAUCUUCUUCAAUGUCAUAAGAUCUUAACGACAUCCACAGUCAAAUCGUACCGCCCUCGACUAUUCCUUCAUAAAGAGCUUGAGAUUCACAAACUUCUCUACCAGUACCAAGACAAAUCGAAUGGACAUCUAAGACAGCUUCCUUUGACGAAGCUGAUGAUUCAGAUACCGGGAAAUGAUAUUCUAGUCAAUGAAAUUUUUGUCAAACCGAAUCAACACCUAUCGGGUAUUGAAGUUGAUAAGGACACAGUUAUCCACGGUGCCUGUGAAAUGUUUGUUGCCUGUGUGGAUAGUAAACUAUGGGAGAUGUGUCAUCGGCUCCUAUCAACAGAAGGCAUAUCAAUCAUUUGGGAAUGUCUAUUUGGUAGAAAUUCAUACUGUAUAUGUAAUAUUUAUAGAUGCAAUGAAUCUACACAUCCAGUGUUAUCAAAGAUUAUUUUCGAUUUUAUUUCAAAGGCUCCUAUGGAGUGUGUCCAUCUUUUCUUUAACGGAUUAAAAUGUGUAUUAUCAAAAAUGGAUGUAGAGUGUCUUCAAGACCUUGUUAUGCGACUAAAAGCCAGUAUGAACGAAUCUUUCGACGAGGAUACGGUUGUUGAUCAAUCUACUGUGCUACAGGAAAUAGUUCUUUGUAUUUUCGAUAACUUAAAGAAUAAACACGAAGGAUUAUACCUCGCUUCUAAACUAACACUGGCUCUACCAGAAAUUCUCAAGAGUUCCCUUGAUUGGACCUUCCAAAAGAAAAGAAUUCCAUAUUUCCAACUAGCAUUGGCAUGGAAAGAUUUUCAAAUUGAUAGUUCUAAAAAAUCAGUGUGUAAGCUUGUGAAUCAUCUGAAUGUGAUCAAACUGGAAGUAAGACUAAUGAAGAUAUUCCAAAAGCUAUCCUCUGAACAGAAGAAUACCAUAAUGGAUAAGGACAUAUCCUUGGCGGCACUUGCUUGUAUUUAUGGAGAGUUACACAUAUUGAAAGUCUGUCUGUCCUAUCUUGAAACUAAAAUUAAAAUGGGUCCUCUAUUAGAUAUAGCUGCUGGAUUUGGUCACCAGAACAUUAUCGAAUAUCUUAUAAAUCAAGGUGCCCAAGUUAAUUUGUCAACAAUAUCAUCUGCUUGUCAAGGACCAACAUUUCUAUGCCUUACUAAUUGGGAACCAAAGAUAAAGACAGCACACAAAGAACAAGUAUCUUUAGAAACAAUACAGUUUCUUUACAGGUCAACAGAUCAACAUGCUGACCCUGGCUUCAGUCUUGAUAUUUUGGAGAACUCAAUCACAAUGUAUUACUGGAAUAUUACAAGAUGGUGCCUUGAUAACUGUCAAGAUAUAACAUGCUGCACGGGUCUAAGUAAAGCCAUGCUGAUCGCCCUUGCUCGUGGACCAGAAGAUGUGUGCCUUAAGUUGGUAAAGAUGUUUGAUUGGUCAAGUCUAAAUCAGGAAGAAGCACAAAAUGCCUUAAUCAUUGCGAUAAAGAGAAAUGACCAAGUUACCGACAACAUCGUUAAACCAAUGUUGAAUUCGUAUGAAUUUAUUGGAUUGGGCUAUUUAGAGCAACAGGACAAACAUAAGAGAACCUUUAUGCAUUUUGUCUGCGCUCAAGGAAAAAUGACCAUUGUAGAAUUGAUAUUUAACCAACUGACAACCUGCGAUAAUCAUCAGAUAAACCAGAUCCUCAAUAUGCCCGAUGCGUCUAAUGCGACACCUUUGUGGUACGCCUUGUCCAAUCACCACUGGGACAUGGCUAAACUGUUGAUUCUGAACGGUUGUGUUUUAUCUAAAGUAAGGACAAUUCAUUUAACCAGGAAAAGAUUGUACUUAUUUGGAACGAAAACCGUUUUAGAAAGUCACAGCCGUGGUCAAUUGGCAUUAACUAGAAAAGGAACAAGAUCAUGUGAAGUCGCAGAUAGAGUUGGAUCAAAUGGAUCAUUCUUUGAGGAAAUUUAUGACACUAAUCGCAUUAUUCACAAAGUUCCGAAAGAUGUUUCCGUCUUAGAAAAAGUCAAUCAUUUACAAAGAGAUAAUAACAUGAGUGAGGUGAAACUACUGGUUGAUCUGAUGUUGCAGUCCCUCAAACAAGGAACAUCAUUAUUAAAUGUAGCUAUUGGAACUUCAAAUUUUCAGUUGGUAUCUUCAAUCCUUGAACAGCCUCUGAAGAAAGUUUUUCUUGGCAAUAUUUAUGAAUCUCCUGUGAUAUACGCCAUAGUGAACAAUCAGGGACCAAUAUGGGACAGUAUCGCAGAAUACGGCACCAGUGACCACCUCGAGAGUGCUAUACUCCGCGUUGCUCUUGGAGACAUAAAAAUGUCAAACAACGAAGACGUUAUAAAAAAAACAAUCAUUCUGAAUUCUUUCUCCAAACCAGAAUCACAAAGCUUUCGUGAUUUAUUCAAAGAAGCUGGUCGAAUAGUCGAAAAGACAUCCAACAUUCCAUGUUUUCAACAUAUCGACAUAAACCAUGCUAUUCCUUGGGACUGUUUGAGAAACAUAGCUGUCGACAGCAUUCAGUGUAAAGAACAAUUUCUUUCGGAACCUAUCUUAUUUCUAUCAGCAGUUCUUGGACAACCAAGGUUGUUUGAAAUCAUCAGGAGUUCGUGCAAUAGUAAUCAGGAAUACAACAAACUUCUUACCAAACCAUUAUGUGAUGACCUAAGUACCAUUGAUUUGAUUCUUUUAUUUGGAUCGAGAGACAAAAUGAGUAGUUUGACGAAAAAGGAUAACGAAAACCGAACAGAAUGUCUGAAAACCAUUUCAGAUAACAAAGUGCGGAUACAGAAUAUAACCUGGCAAAUCGUUGAGGACCAAAGACUUUAUAAUGUGGUGAUGCCAAUAUUAGAGCAUAUCCUAAAAGAUCAACCUAUCGAUGCUUGGGAUAACAGAGUUCAAGAUGCCAUCAAAUAUGAUUAUGAGGAAUUUGUGAUCAAAUUAAGUGACAACCUUAUUGAUAAUGAGGCCUUUAGUAUUUUGGUACCGAAGUUCAUUUGUCUGAGUUCACUAUUUGGAAGAACUGCACUAUUUUUUUAUUUUAUGAACCAUCACCGAUUGUUUGAUGUUGACUUCAUGAGAAAAAAUUCAAGUAUCACUUGGAAUAGCAAGGUUGAGCAGUUAUCAAUACUAGAAUGUGCCAUUAUCAGUAACAAUCUUGUAAUGGUCAAACAUAUUUCCGAGAAACUGAUGAGUAGGCACAGUCAUUUGGAUUCUGAUGCAGUUUAUAAAGCUCUGAAGAUAGCUUACAGAAAAGGAAACACCGAUGUUAUAAGAUUUUUGGAACGAAUGACGUCUAACGAUUCUUGUUUGGAUGAAUUGUGCCUCAUCGCCGCAUCCAAUGGUCAUGAAAGUCUGGUCCGCGAUCUUCUAAUAAACCAUAAAAUUAAUAUAACGCUUACGAACGAGCUGGGUUUCGGUGUGUUUGACUAUGUGUGCAUAUAUGGUUUUGAAGCCUUAGCCGAAAUGUUACUCUCGAAAUUCCAGCUCGAAACUUCGAUCAACCAUAUUCAUCUUGCCAGCUCCUUUGGUCAUAUUAGGCUGAGGACUAUUUUAACAAAGUGUUCGAGUUCGUCCAACCAAAGCAACCUGGAUUAUGUACCUUGUGGUUGGUUCAGAAGUCUUAUGGUUGAUAAUGAAAUGACUGUAAACGACAAUGUUAUCCAUUUUAGCCAUAUAAAAAAGAAAAGACUUUGUCUUACUUUGGAAAAUUUAUUAAAAAAUGGCGACGAUCGAGGAGCACUGCAUUACUGUAACGCUGCACAGGAAGAUAUAGUGUAUAUGAUGGAAAAGUAUUACCAGAAAUUACCUUUGCUACAUUUGUGUGCACGCUACAAUAAUAACCUGACAUUGAAAGCAUUGCUAGAUUUGAUCAAAUUGUAUUCAACAAAAGAACAUUCAUCUUGGUUAUCCUUGGAGUUCAAAGGUAAAAUUCCAAUAGUCACAGCCAUCGAAUGUGGAAAUAUGGAGGCAGUUGAUGCAUUGAUUCAUGACAAAACGUACAACAAUUGGAAAUAUCGAAAUGGUGAAACUGUUCUUCACAUUGCAGCAAAAUAUGGGAACGAAGAUAUUGUCAGAAUGGUACAAAGUCCAGCACUUAAUUCUGCAAAAGAUAACUUUGGUUUGAUACCAGCAUCAACAGCUGUAGCAAUGGGCCACCAUCAUGUUAUACACCUUCUGUGCGGACCAGAAAAAGAUGUUCAUCACUGCAAUCAUCUCGAUACAAAUUUCGCCUGUUUUGAUUGUUUACAUAAUUACUGCAUUGGUUGGUUUAAAUGUUUACAAAAGGGACGAAUUUCACCACAGUUUCAUUCAGUUCGAAACAUCUACGACCGGAAAAAGUCAAGUUCUGGCUUCAGACUAAGCCAGAGGAAAAGAGGAAUGAAAGCGCAUCAUUUUCAUCCGAUGCAAAAGAUUUUGGCGUGGAGAACCAUUUCAAAGUCAAGUCAAAUUAUCAAUUCAGCUCUAUACACAAUGGGAUAUCCACAGAUCCCGGUUAAUGGCGAACUGUUUCUUCUGCUAAGCGAGCUAGGCUGUGAAGAAGCAGUCCUUAAAUGCGCAAUUAAAAAGAAGAUCGACACAGUGGUUCUUCAGUUACUUAAAGAUGCCAAGCAAACGACGCAAUUCGAUAUACCAGAAAUAGCCAAUUUGUGUGUUGGUUAUCAUCUAAACGACAUUGUGAAGUGGAUCCAUGUGUCCCGUACUGACAUAACUUCUGUUACCCCACGUGAUCAGUCUAUUCUGGAAUCCGCUUAUGGUAUGGGUAACAUGGAAAUUGUCAACUUAUUUGAAGCUAAAAUGAAUGGAAAGCAGAGAGUUGAGAAACUCAAUGUUCUUCGAGAUCUUGUGAAAAAAUUACCAUUCAGCCUUCAAUACCGGUUGGACCCACAACAAUUCAAAGUGUGCAAGAUCAAACAUAAGAAUGGACGACUUUCUGAUUUUGAUAUAAUCCGUCUCCUCCCCCAGUGCGUGAUCGAGGAAAUCUUCGAAAACUUAAACCUGCAUCAUAACAGCACAUUAGUCUAUCCGAGAACAAUAUUUGGUAAAUCGGUGAUAGUAGAAACUGACUGUAUACGUCAAUGUACCGCUACAUCCAAGCUUUCAGAAGUCGAUGUCAUAUCCAUACUAUUUUCCAAACUAAUUAUAGGGAGAUACGUUCAGGAAAUAUCCAAGAAUAGUGCCGCAUGGCUGAAGCUAAGAAAAAUCAUAGUAAGAUGUUACACUGAUCAAUUGGUUGAACCUUGCACUUAUAUUGAAGAAGACAUCCUAUAUGAUGACGUGACUCUGGUACAGGAUGAUCAUUCCCAGCAAUGGAUGGUCAUGUGUUCCAGUGUACCUCAAGAUAUUUUACCAAAUCCUCAGUUCAAAAACCAAGUUGAGGAGAAGUUGAAGGACAUUGAGCUAAAUGUGAGUAUACAAGAAACUUUUAUGUAUUGUGUUGAUGCUCAGUUCAUUUUUAUAUGA
Molecule: messenger RNA, 6318 nt
Organism: Lottia gigantea (owl limpet)
Lineage: Eukaryota; Metazoa; Mollusca; Gastropoda; Lottiidae
Exons: 4
Coding region: 1-6318 (2105 amino acids)
Molecular function (GO): protein binding
Source: RefSeq, a predicted model, not a curated record